UGCGCUACACCUGCCUUGCUACACUACCCGCAAACCCGGAAGGGGUUAUGUAGCCACCCCUCCCCCACGCAGUGUCUGAGUGUGUGCGUGCCCGAGAGUGAUUCAGUGUUUCGUUUUCCCCAUUUUCGUCCGUGUGCACCGUCUUUUUUGUCGUGUUUUUUCCGAGGCCCACUUCUCUGGUUUUUCGUAUGAAAAGUGUGCAGUGUCGUGCGGUGAGGAAGCAGUGGCAAAGAAACACCAUAUCGCUUGGCUGUGUUACAAUUUCCUUCCCUCUUUCUCUUUCUCUCUCUCCUUCUCUCUCUCUGCUUCUCUCUAUCUCACACUCAUACACUCUAUUCGCGGCCUGCUGGCAGGUUCGCAGUGCUGCAGUGUUUUCUAGUGUGGUACUGUAGUGUUGUUGGCGGUGAAUCGCGGCAGCAGGCAAAGGCAUCCUCCCCUGGUUCAUGGCCAACUAGAUCUCGGUAGUUGGCCGUGUUGCUUUGCGGAUUACCUUUACCUUGCCCGUUCCCGAUCGAAGUGUGUGCCCUUUCGGGACGAUGCGUGACAGUGUUUGCUGUGUGUGUGUGUGCACCAUUACCGGGUUGAAGCUGGUUGAACCAUUACCCGUAGCAGAAAAGUGGAAAAAUUGCAGAAAAAAACUUGUAAUCGUUGCACAGUAUGGUGGAAAUAGAGGGAAAUAAAUAGGAGUUGAAUUCCCGGGCCGCCCGGCCUGAUGUGUGGCCCCUGUUGGCUUUCGUCCUUCUCAACGUGCAGACUCCGUCAGUGUGGCCGUAGCAGCAGCAGUAGCGUAUGAGCGUACCGAAAUAGAGCCUAUUUUUGGAACACGGGGGCAGCUGGAAGCAACACGUUAACCUGUCGACAUUGGAUCCGGUCGAAUUGUGAAGUUGUUUCUGAUUUGUUUUUUUACGUGUCUGUUUGUGUAAAUAUUGUUUAUCUCAAAGUUUUGAACGGUGUUAAUCGUUGAAGAAACUGUGGUGAAAACACAGUACCGCGGUCCGAAAAAAGCGGUUUUUAGGCAGGCUUUGGUUGUGUUGUCUGGAACUUCGGUUCGCCAGCUAUGAAAUCGACCGGUGUGCAACGAGUUACAGCGAGUGAUCACCCAAUGCCGCAGCAAGGCGUGCGUAGUCAUAGCUGGAGAGGUUCCACCUCCAUCAACGACCGGAUAGCUAUGGACAAAUAUCAGGAGCGGCGGCCAUUAUCUCUACGCAAGACGCGCAGCCAACGUCUGCUGGACCAACCUGCGCUUCAUUCUGUCGCCAAAACUGCCAAACUGAUGCCACGGUUUACGCGCAUUCAAGUGUUAAGCAUCAUCAAAUUAGCGACCAUGGAUAAGCUGCGCGAAUCGGGCGCAGGGGAUGAUCCAACCACUCAGCAACGGUUGGCCACGGACGGCCAGGGUGGAACGGCGGCGGUGGCGGCGGCCGGCGGCGAAGGAACGUCCGACGAGUACCAUCAUCAGUUUUACAACACUGGCCGGAUAGGACGGCGGAACGCGCUGCCAGACAUACUGGGGACGCACUGUACCACGACCACGGCCGAUCUGUCCUCGCAACUCGGUUCCCUCUCUACCUCGGACUGUGCCGGUAAGGCGUCCGACGGGAGCAGUAGUUGCAUAGCAGCCGGAAACAAUGGCCAACCGCCACCGACGACAACCGCUACGUAAAGCCAGCCCACCUGCUGCUGCUGCUUGCUUGCGCCUGAGCUUGCCCGAGAGGAAUGAUGGUGGGGUGGUGUCCCCGCGCUCUGCCAGUCUGUGUCGCUGCACUAUGUUUGGGCAGACAAAACAAAGGAAAAUCCUGUCCACAACACUGUGUGUGUCAGUGUUAUGGAAAACGUGCCGUGUGUCGUCUUCGAUACCGAAGUCAAAGUGUGGACCGUAGUGGCGUUUCCAACAGACCGACCAACACACCCGGAAACAGGAAAUGGAUGCGCGUGGAUGGUGUGAAAGGCGCGGAGAAGUGUGAAAGAGUGGGUUUCUGUUUAGGUAAUUUAUUUAUUUCCCUCUCAGCCUGAAAAACUCGAUUGUAGAUCGUUCCCGCAAUUGGAAGUCGGUCGAAGAGCGUAGGCUUAGUAAAAAAAACACACACACACAAACACGGAAAAGCGCAAGGCAAGAAGAAAACCGACACCCAAAGAGCCAAAGAUAGUGGGAUGCGCUUCGAAACGGUGGUGGAAAGUGGAAGCAAAAAGGGCGGAUAAGCGGAGAACAUUUUUAAGUAAGAUGCUAGUUAGAUUGCUUUCGUAUGCGAAUGUGGCUCAGUUUUGUUUUUUGGUAGUUAGGACAAUGAACGUAACGAAGGUAUGGCAGCACACCUGUCGAUACGAGUACAGCUUUUUUAAGGUAUCCCAUGAAUCCAGGAGCCCAUCCCAUGAAUGGUGAAUGAUGUCGUUGGGCCGAAACGAUAAGUUAUUAGUCGCCGAUCUCGCACCAGUAGUCUCUAGCUGUAACGCUCGUUUGUCAAUGCUGUGGAUCGCAUAUUGCAACAAUGCAACAGUGUUUUGCAGCAGGGAGAAAGGAUACUGCUGCUAUUCUGUGUAAUCUAUCAGUGUUUGAGGCCAGCGUUUUUAUUCUGACAAACGGGGCAUGUUAAUUACCAAAACUUUAGUGAUUUCGCUGACUUCAGAUGCAUUUUUAAACAUCUCUCGAAACGUUGGUUCCAAGUUCCUUCAUGGUGUCGAUUGUGUUGCGUUGCCCUUCAGGUAUUAUCGUAAGGUGGGGCGCGGUUCGCGAUCAUCGUCCUGCGAACUUUGUUUGCGAUCGUUCCCAUGGCAGUCCAGUCACUGGUUGAUACUACCAAGAGAUCUUUGAAGUGAAUUAUCACUAGCUUUAGUAAACUACGUUUCGCACACACGUAUUACAGGGAGUUGAUCCUUUUUAAAUGGUAUCGCUAUAAUUUAUAAGAUUCGAUAAAGAUAACUUCGUUUAGCUUUUACCACCUCCGGACAAUGACAGCUCCUUACAGCCUAGCAGCGAACUGCAGGGUUAUAGAUAGGUUUAAAACCCGUGAAUCAUCUAAAGGCUCUUAGCACGCGUAAGGCGCCACAGAAGUAAUAUGUCCUAUCCCAUAAAUGACUUAUCCCUCCCACGCACGCCACUCCCGCCCAUCGCACAUGUCUUUAAACGAUUUGUUCCUUACACCUGCUCUCACUAGGGUAAACAACGAAUUUUUGCUCCUUUUCUGUUCAUGUCCAAAGAUACAUUUUCGCACGUUGCUUUUUCCACCUUGUCUGGGGAGAAACGCGUGGAAAUGGGGGAUGCGUGUAGUAAUGUGGUAAUCUUACGAAUUAUGUCCAUGUGAUAAAUUAGACGAACCAAGGAUGAAAAGGAAUACAAUAAGAAGAGCAAAUCAAUGGCAAUUAACUUCGUGCAGACGUGUUGCGAAUUAGUUUCUACUGUUGUUGUGUGACUUUGCUGCGUUUUGUUGUGCAAAUGCUCUCUUUCGCUCUGGUAAAGCUGCUGCCUGUUUUCCAUGACUAUCUUUUUGUUUUAUUUUUGGUUCUUUUUUAUGUUGUACUGAACGUUCGGGUUGUUUUACUUUAAUCGUGCACAAUGUUUUAGUUUUGCAGUAUGAAUGGACGGGACCCAGGAGUAUUCAAACGCUUUUUUGAAUGUUACAAAACACCACGAAUCUUACCCAAGGUACGCUAAAGCGAUUUAAAACAGAAGCUUUUAAAAUGAACAUCACGUUAACAUAUGAGCAACAUUAGGGAGGAAGUUCGAGGAGAGACUCCUUAGCAGUGGAGCUGAAGUAUGAGAGGCAGAAGAGGGCAGAGUGAUAGAGGGGGAGAAGUGGAUGAUAAUAAAAGCAUGAUAAAGGGGAGAAGAGAACGCCCCCCCAUCUAGAUGUGUCAAUUGUCGAAAUACAAAAAUAAUAUAAGUUCAGUGCAAAAAAACAAAUCCUCCCCGUUGACGUUGGUAAUGCAGUUUAAAGGCAGAAAAAGCCUUUAAGUGGCAACUGGUAACAGUGACUUUGCAUUCGGAGCCCCCAAUAGCAGAAAUGAAAUUUACAAAACCAAAAGUUUAUACAACUAAAAUUAGGCGCAUUGUGAACAUGAGGAAUCGGAGAGCGGAGCGGAAGAAAAAUUAGAAGUACAGAGACGAACGGGGGAAUAAAAACAGUGAAACUGGAGUGUGGAAUUAUUUUUCUAAUGUUUUGAUGAAUUAAUCACUAGUUUCAGUACCGGUGAUGAUGUGUGUUGUGUUCUUUUUUUGUAGUCGCAUAUUUGUAAGCUUGCCUAGGAACGCAAGGGAAACAAUUAACACAAUUUCGAAGAAUCUUUUUUGUAUACACAUUCACGUAAAGUCACGCGUUACAACCGACGCUAGAAAGUUGCAUACCACAACAAAUACGAGAAAAACAAAUAAAAAAGCUCCCCCCCCUCCCCCCCCUUUGACACCAUACCGAUCACACAUAGCAUUAGCAGCAAAAUGUAUAGGUUUUAAGAAUUGUAUUUAUGCUAAACCGGUAUAUAAUAUAUACACAUACACAUUACAAUGAAUGAAUGAAUAAAUGAAUGGUGGCGCAAAAAUUGA
Messenger RNA from Anopheles arabiensis, 4534 nucleotides. RefSeq lists its product as uncharacterized. Gene Ontology annotation, molecular function: cAMP-dependent protein kinase inhibitor activity. The record is from RefSeq and is a predicted model, not a curated record. The transcript is spliced from 6 exons. Gene Ontology annotation, biological process: negative regulation of cAMP-dependent protein kinase activity. The coding region runs from base 1058 to 1663 and encodes 201 amino acids. Gene Ontology annotation, cellular component: cytoplasm; nucleus. NCBI's taxonomy places the organism in Eukaryota, Metazoa, Arthropoda, Insecta, Diptera, Culicidae.